Messenger RNA from Lactuca virosa, 500 nucleotides. The record is from the annotation of a GenBank genome assembly. NCBI's taxonomy places the organism in Eukaryota, Viridiplantae, Streptophyta, Magnoliopsida, Asterales, Asteraceae.
CUAAUUUCAUUCUUAUGUUUUCUCUCCACACAAUCAACACAAUCAGCUCCCCAUGAAACUCAAAAGAUACGAACCCUAACCCCUUCCUUCUGCCGAUAUGCGUAACCCCAUUGAUUUCAUAUAUACAUGGAAUCGAUCCUAUGCGUUCUACUUCUGCUGAUAUGGAAUCGAUCCUAUGCGUAACCCCAGGAAGCCUUGAGGGGCACCGCGUCGACCAUCAACAAUUUUCGAUCCUGUGUGUUCUACUUCAGAUGCAGAUGAAAUAUGUUGAAGCUCGAUUAGGAGAUCGAGUUCUUUAUGCAGGGUCAUUUUCUUCCCACUUUUCCUAUUUCAUGUUGUUGUUGCCAGAGGAAGAUUCUCAUUACCUGCACCAUCAGUUCCCCAUGUCCGUGAUUGGGAACCAUGUCAUGCAGUUGUUGCCACACCUUUGCUUAUUGCAUUUGAACUGCUUCUUUUCAUCUAUCUUGAAAAUAGCCAUGUUACUAAGCCUCCACCUUUAA